AUGGCUUUCUCCAGCCCACAGGAGAAGAUGCAUGCUCUCUCCCUCACCAACUUCAAAGCUGAGCUCCUGUGGGUCAAAGAUAUGGUCCUCAAAGUCAAAGGAGAACCUGUCCUUGCAGCCCAGGCUGGAGUGGAACUUGGUACCAUCGAGCAGCCAGCCCCUGUGGUGGACAGAGACUCGGUCCCCGAUCACGGGCAUCUCUGUGCCCAGGCCUUCUCCCUUGAUGAACUUAAGCACACCCUCAUCCUGCUUGGGGCUGAGGACCCAGAGGGCGGGCUCACCGUCCUCGUCCCCAGGGAUGGGGUGUGCGGGGACCUCAUUCUCCCCUGGCCAGGCCGCCGAGUGACAGUCGUGUUGGCCGUCGUUGCUCUGAGCUGCUCCGGGCAGCAGGGAACCAGACACCGCAGCUUAGAGAGGUAG
Rangifer tarandus platyrhynchus (Svalbard reindeer) is the source of this 420-nucleotide messenger RNA. The record is from the annotation of a GenBank genome assembly. Lineage: Eukaryota; Metazoa; Chordata; Mammalia; Artiodactyla; Cervidae.